This is a messenger RNA of Durio zibethinus, 2957 nucleotides long. The record is from RefSeq and is a predicted model, not a curated record. NCBI's taxonomy places the organism in Eukaryota, Viridiplantae, Streptophyta, Magnoliopsida, Malvales, Malvaceae.
AUUUAAUACAUUAAAAUAUUCAUUUUUAGGGAAACGACAUCGUGUACCUCUUCUCCCUCCUCCCCAGUUCGCCUCUACUCAUAGGGUUUAAGAUUUAUGCUUUCUCUUCCCGGCUUUAAGAGCCAAACAAACAAACAUCCCCAGCUAAGCUACAUCCCAUGAAUGAUAAAAAACAGUUUCAAAUUCUUCUCUCAGCUGAAGAAGAAGAAGAAAGCCUCGAAUAAUCUCCCAAACCCCAUUUCUUACAAAAGUCUCUCAGACUCAAACUUUGAUUCUGUCCUCGAAUUUUCUCAUUCGAGGAAAACUUCAGAGUACCCGAACCCCUUUUCCUUCAACAAGCUUCUCCACAAGCUCACAUCUUCCGACUGCCGAUCGCUCUUUAAGCUACUGUCUUUCUUUCUCUCCAAAGGGUACACCCCUCACCCUUCUUCUUUCAAUUCAAGCAUCUCCUUUUUAUAUAAGUUGGGACUUUCUGAUUAUGCUCAAAAGCUUGUAAAUUUCAUGCCUUUGUAUGGGUGUGAGCCUGAUAUUGCAACUUAUAAUUCUUUGAUUGAUGGGUAUUUUAAAUGUGGCGAUGUAGUUAAGGCUUGUCUGGUUUUGGAUGAAAUUAGGGUAGGUAAAUGUAAGCCUGAUUUGGUUACUUUUAUUGUGUUGUUUAAUGGGUUUUCUAAGAUGGGGAGGAAGAAAAAGGUUUUUGUUUAUAUGGAUUUGAUGUGGAAAUGCUGUUUGCCAAACGUGGUUACAUAUAGUACGUGGAUCGAUAUGUUCUGCAAAUUAGGGGAUUUGAAGACGGGGUUUAAGGUGUUUGGGGACAUGAAGAAAGACAGGGUGUUGAAUUCCAUUGUGUUUACUUGUUUGAUUGAUAGGUGUUGUAAGGUUGGGGAUUUUGAGGUCGCGUUUGAAUUGUAUAGGGAAAUGAAAUGGGCUAAUAUUGCAGUGAAUGUGGUUUCUUAUACCGCACUCAUUGAUGAUCUUUGCAAGAAGGGAAUGCUGGAAAGGGCUGAGUGCUUCAUUGAUGAUCUUUGCAAGAAGGGAAUGCUGGAAAGGGCUGAGUGCUUGUUUUCGAGAAUGUUGAAGGAUAAGGUUAAGCCUAAUUCUGUUGUUUAUACUUCUAUCAUUGAUGGGCGUUUCAAAAACAAUGUCAGUGAUUCCCUGAAAUAUUUGGGUAAGAUGUGUUCUCAAGGGAUCAAGUUUGAUGUGGCAGCAUAUGGGGUAAUCAUAGCUGGCCUUUCUAAUAGUGGUAGGUUUGACAAAGCAUCAAAAUUUGUUGGAUUGCAGCCUUAUAAGUUGUUGUUAACCAUAAUAAUGGAUGCGCAUUUCAGGGCUGGAGUGAAAGCAGCAUUGGAUGUGUAUGUGGAAUUAUUGGCACGUGGUUUUGACCCAGAUGUUGUAGUUCUUUCAAGCUUAAUGGAUGGCCUAUGCAAGCAUGGUUGUCUACACGAAGCUGAAAGUUAUUUUUGCACAGAAAAGGCUAAUGAACUAUCUUAUACUGUGCUUAUUGAUGGGUUGGCUAAGAAAGGGGAUUUCACUGACCUUAAUAGGGUUUUUAAGCAGAUAUUGGCAGGGUUCACUCCAGACAAAUAUGUAUAUACUUCUUGGAUUGCCGGUUUUUGUCAGCAAGGAAAUUUGAGGCCUUUAGACUAUCGAAUGGUUCAAGAGGGUUUUCAACCUGACCUAUUAACUUAUGGCUCUCUUAUUUUUGGUUUAGCAAAUAAGGGUUUAAUGAUUGAAGCAAAGCAAAUACUUGAGGACAUGUUGAAAAGGACAAUUACUGCUGAUGCUGCAGUUUAUGAUAUUAUGAUCAGGGGGUAUCUACAGCAGAAUAAUGAAGCUGCCAUUGCUGAUUUGCUUGAGGAAAUGAGAAAGAGAGGUUUUUCAACUGCAACAUGCAAAGUAGGUAGAGAACGUGAAUUCUAAUAACAUACAAAGCCUUCGAUUUUAUGACUUGGAUCUGAGCUUGUCUAACCAUUAUUCGAAAUUAAAAAGGAAAAAGAACCCCUCCUAUUGGGAUCGCUUAUGAUACAAUUAAACUUGAGAUGCCUUCAUCAUCAGACUCAAUACCCCAGUUUCACCUGGAUUCUGCCCAGCAGAGAUUAUAAUCCAUGCGCUUGAAAUAUAUAGAAUUCAUUUGGGAUUGCAACUGGAUGGACAGAUAAGUGCCUUGCUGGCUUAUGCGACACUGAUGAGCAAAAAGGUGAUUAGUCUGAUAUUUUGUGUCAUGGAAUGGUACACCCUUUAGUAGUCACCUGAUGUUCCAAUUUUGGGGGUUUUUAGUGGAUCUUAGCUUGCAGAAGUACAUGCCACCAUCCUGUCUUGAUGUUUCAGUUCUGAAACACGACUGGAGAAGGAACAGAAGAUACAUGCCUUUGGAAAUCAUCAUGUAUGAUGGGAAAAAAAUAUUGAUAUGUUCUAAACUCAAAACUGCAUUAAAUGUUUGGCAGCUUAAAUCUAGUAAUUGAGAAUUACUAGCAGACAUACUUCCAUCUGGUGAGCACAUGCUGUUGAUGUGGCUUACUUGAACUUUCAUGUCGGUCUUCUUGCUGGAGUUUUUAUGAUUACAGAAGAGGUCCCUCACAAUAAUUAUAUUGGUCUGCACCAGCAAAGUCAUUGUACACUCUUUCUUCUUUUAAAUUUCUGGUGGAGGAUAUCAUUCAUUAUUUUCCUAAUAUCUAUUGGUUUGUUCACCUCAAUUUCAUGUCUUGACACCUUAAGAGAAUUGGAAAAAGAAAACAAAGAGUAUUUCUUGUCAAAUAAUUAUGGACAUGUUUACAAUCCUUGUUGACACUUUUACUGAAUUUAAUACCUACUUCUGGCCUACAAGAAGGCAUCAUCAGGCAUUAGUAACCCAAUGCCAUUUUGACUGGUGUAAUAAUAUUAGUUUUAAGUGUUUAAAUAAAUCAUAAAGGUGGUAAUUGCUUUUCUUCACCUCCACAGGUUUAGAAGUAUAAUUGAUCGAG